This is a messenger RNA of Arabidopsis thaliana (thale cress), 1452 nucleotides long. RefSeq names its product RING/U-box superfamily protein. The record is from RefSeq and is marked reviewed. The coding region runs from base 197 to 727 and encodes 176 amino acids. Lineage: Eukaryota; Viridiplantae; Streptophyta; Magnoliopsida; Brassicales; Brassicaceae. The transcript has a single exon.
CUAAAAUGAAAAUAGUAGAAAAAUUUAAAGGCUCCACUAAUAAAGAUAAAGCAAAGCAUCAUCAUUCAUCAGCAACAAGCAGCUUUAUUCCUCUAUUAAAAACGAAUCUCAUUCUCCACUUUCUCCUCCCCUUCUCUCUCUCUCUCUCUCUCUCACACACACACACAAACGCACAUACUUGAGCAAAGUCAUCACAAUGAGCUUCUUCAUCGAAGAUUCUGGUCUCAUAGUCACUCAGCUUCUCUACAAAAUGGCUGUUCUCAUCACCGUCUUGAGAUGGAUCCUCGCUUGGAUCUUACGCUACCGAUCCAGAUCCAGAUCCACCUCUUCUUCCACUUCCGCCUGUCCUUCGAUUUCCUCACAGGCGAUCAAAGAAAGCCUCUCCGUGACGACGUUCCGUGACGCAGCUGAGAGAUCUCCGGCGAUGAUCAACGACACCUGCGCUGUGUGUCUCGGAGAUCUGGAAGAUGGAGAUGAGGUUAGAGAACUCAGGAACUGUAGCCAUAUGUUUCACCGUGAGUGUAUUGACCGGUGGUUGGAUUAUGAAUGUUGCGGUGGUGAUGAGAAUAACGAAGGUGAGGAGGAUAAUCACCGUACGUGUCCUCUUUGUAGAACUCCGCUACUUGCUGCUAAUACGACGUCGUGUGGUGAUUGGCCGACGAAGAACGAACCUAGCUGGGCCGUUGAACGGCUUCUCUACCUCUUCGGAGAUGAUCUUCACGUCUGAUUUCAUUUUUUUUUGUCUUUUCCGAUUUUUAUUUGAUUUUUUAUUUAGUGGGAUCGAUUUUGAUCAAUUAGAAAUUUAAGUAGUGAGAGUGGUUAAUUUUUGUAAAUUGGGGGAUUUAAUGUGUUAGAUUAGGAAAUAUAAUAAUAAUAUCAUCGAUUAAUUUCAAACCAUCAGAUUUCUGGUCGAUCGUCAGCAAAUGUUACAUUCACAUACCUAUGGGGGGUAAUCAAUCUUUCUAAUACGAAUCUCUAAUCAAAUUUGCAUUGAUAAAACCUUUCUAUUUUUAACAAAGUCACUAUUUUUAACCAUCUUAACUAGAUUUGUGGGAUUGUAACAAAGUGAGAAUAAUACAUACCAAACUCCUUAAUUUCCCAAAUACAAAUGUUUUCUGGUUGGUGGUGAAGUGUUGAUACUUUGAUCAACCAUACCAUCUUAAAGUUGUAAAAUCCAGCCGACACCACUAGGUUCAUUCUCAGUUUCUCAUGAGCCUUAUCAUGAACCAUCAACCUACUACUACAAGUGAAAGUAUGAUGGUUAGGUUAAUUCUCAGUUUCUCACCCUCUUCCGGCCGCAUGUCUACCUCGAACCAAGCCUCACUCUCCUUGGACGCAAUUUUAGCAAUAUACACAACAAAGAUUUCUUAGUGUUUAGUCUACUCAAAUCCUUGCCACUAAUUUAGUCUACUCAUAUUAAAGGUUUAGUCUUUUGUGAGUGACAUCCUUGUU